Molecule: messenger RNA, 2109 nt
Organism: Sarcophilus harrisii (Tasmanian devil)
Lineage: Eukaryota; Metazoa; Chordata; Mammalia; Dasyuromorphia; Dasyuridae
Product: olfactory receptor 2W3
Exons: 1
Coding region: 213-1160 (315 amino acids)
Biological process (GO): G protein-coupled receptor signaling pathway
Cellular component (GO): membrane
Molecular function (GO): G protein-coupled receptor activity; olfactory receptor activity
Source: RefSeq, a predicted model, not a curated record
ACCAACUUUAUAUUAGUAGUCAUACUAGUUCAUGUUCAGGUUUCACAAUUAGUUUUAUUUCUUUUGGAGAAUGUGAAAAAUUAAAAUUUCAAUAAUUGAUAUUUCAGUAGAUAUCUUAAAAGUUGAUUUUAAAGAACUAAACUAUAAUGUACAAAGGACUGUGGUAAUCUAUUCAUUAUUUCUGUUUCCUUUUCUCUUCAGGUAUAGUACAAAUGAUGGAUGGGACCAAUGAAAGCACUCAAUAUGAUUUUAUCCUUCUAGGAUUCUCCAAAAGGCCCCAGCUUGAGUUAGUCCUUUUUGUGGUCAUCUUGAUUGCCUAUCUCCUGACAGUUGUGGGUAAUACAACCAUCAUUCUAGUGUCCCAAAUAGACUUUCGCCUCCAUACACCAAUGUAUUUCUUUCUUACCCACCUCUCUUUCCUGGAUCUCUGUUUCACCACCAGCUCUAUCCCACAACUGCUUUAUAAUCUAAGUGGGCCUGAUAAAACCAUUAGCCACACAGGCUGUGCUAUUCAACUUUUCCUGUUCCUGGCUCUGGGUGGUGUUGAAUGUCUCUUACUGGCUGUUAUGGCGUAUGACCGUUUUGUUGCUGUCUGCAAGCCCCUUCAUUACAUAGUGAUUAUGCAUCCAAAACUCUGCCUGGGACUAGUGUCUAUUGCUUGGUUUGGUGGUGUGAUCAACUCAUUGACUAUGUCUCCUAUAACUCUGAAACUGCCUCGUUGUGGAAACAACAAGAUAAACCACUUCUUAUGUGAAAUGCCAGCACUGAUUCGUGUGGCUUGUGUAAACACUGUUGUCAUUGAGAACACUGUAUUUGUGCUGGCAGUAGUUAUUGUACUGACACCCUUAAUCCUUAUCCUGAUCUCCUAUGGCUAUAUCACCAAGGCAGUAUUACAGAUCAAGUCAGCAGUAGGGAGACGGAAAGCCAUCAACACCUGCAGUUCCCAUCUUAUUAUAGUAUCCCUCUUUUAUGGCAAUAUUAUCUAUAUAUACAUGCAACCAGGAAACAGUGCCUCUCAGGACCAAGGCAAGUUCUUUACCCUCUUCUACAACAUAGUGACUCCACUCCUCAACCCAGUCAUCUAUACAUUGAGAAACAAGGAAGUAAAGGGGGCACUGAGGAGGCUUCUGGGAGCAAAUAAAGGAGCAAAUGAAAAAUGAUGCUAAACAAGCUUGCUGGACACAGCUUCUUUCAUAGCCCAUUCCUCUUUCUCAACUCUGAAAAAAAUAGGAAUUAGUGAUUAAAAUAGCAACUGUACUCCCAAUUUCUUGUUUAGGUCUUUGUAUUUUAGCAGUGCUUUUGAGAUUCUUUCUAGGUAUAUUGUUGAUACCCACAAAAAUCACCUGAAUAUAAUUGGAUGAUUCUUUUACCAUUUCUUUUAUCAAAAACUUGGUGACUGGAAUUCAACAUUUGUUCCUUUGACUACUACUAAAUGGUUAUCACAGCUUUUAUGCAUCAUUAUUUAUAGGAAAAGCAGCACCUUUCUGCAGCUAGCUUCCUUCUCUUUAGUAGGAUUUUCUACUUUCUUUCCUCCUUUGUGCUAGGUAUUCUUCCAAUCUCCAAGACACCACAGGAUUGGAGAAGGGAAUAGAAGAUUUUUUGCUUGUUUGUUUUUUUAAGACAAGAAAAUGGAGCCUACAAACCAUAGGGCAGUAAACUUUGCUGUUUUGGCAAAAUUCUAGUAAUUAACAGGAUGGAGAAGAAUCCUGCAAAAAGAAAAUGUGAUCACAAAGAACCAAGGCUUCAUCAAAAUUAGAUCAUACCAUCACCAUUUCUUUUCUCGAAAGAAUUAUUAAGCUAAGUAGACAAGGAUAAUGUUAUAGCCAUAGUUUACCUAGAUUUUAGUGUAACUUGCCUUUGAAAAACUGGUUUUCCUCUGAAGUUUUAUGGAUCCUUUGGGUUACAGAAAUAAUAACAAAUGUGAGAUCGGAAGUGUCCCCAAGAAGCUAAAGUGAAUAAAAUAUCUGAAAUAGUUCCAAAGUCAUAUUGUGAUGUUGCCAUUCUUAAAAGAAGAAAGAAGUGGGAGAAAACUAGUUACUAGAGAUGCUGGAAACCAAGAAGGAAGUCAAGAUAGCAUAAAUCUUGAAUUUUAUUUAUAUAUCAUAUUAA